AAUCAUAUUUAAAUCUGAAAAUGCCGAAUUCGGCUGAACAAAAAUGGCUAUCGCCAUAUCCGCCGUCUCCCUUCCCUCACUCUUUCAGUACAAAAAUUUAAUUAUCGCGCGAAAAAGCCGAAUUCGUUCCUUCUCCAUUCGAUCUUGCAAGGAUGUUUCCGGUGAAGGCGACGGCGGCGGCGAGCCUUUGCAGAAGCCGAAGAGGCUGUCGGAGAAAUCUUCCUGGGAAGCCAAGGACUCCGAGGGCAAGGACUAUCUCUAUAGGCUUGGCAACGAGGCAGAUAAUAUGAACAUCGCCGUCGGAGCUAGAGCUGGCGUCAUCGACGAUCUCUUCGCCGGGAACUUCCUUGGCAGAGACUCGGACAUUGUGUUUGAUUACCGCCAGAAGGUCACUAGAUCGUUCGAGCACCUUCAAGGAGACUAUUACAUUGCCCCUGUUUUCAUGGAUAAAGUUGUAUGCCACAUUGUGAAGAACUUCAUAGUUCACCUUCUCAAUAUCAAAGUUCCCCUUAUCUUAGGUAUUUGGGGAGGAAAGGGUCAAGGAAAGUCAUUUCAGACUGAACUUAUAUUCCAGGCCAUGGGAGUGGAACCCGUGAUAAUGUCCGCUGGUGAAUUAGAAUCAGAAAGAGCUGGUGAACCAGGAAAACUGAUACGUGAACGCUAUAGAACAGCUUCUCAAGUGGUCCAGAAUCAAGGGAAGUUGAGUUGUUUGAUGAUCAAUGACAUUGAUGCUGGCAUUGGUAGAUUUGGGAAUACACAGGUGACAGUCAAUAAUCAAAUUGUUGCUGGAACUCUGAUGAAUCUAGCUGACAACCCUAACAGAGUUAGCAUUGGACAAGAUUGGCGAGAAGCAGAUAUUACAAACAGAAUUCCGAUCAUUCUUACUGGAAAUGAUUUUUCAACUAUUUAUGCUCCCUUAAUUCGUGAUGGCAGGAUGGAAAAAUUCUACUGGCAGCCUAACCGGGAAGACAUAGUGAAUAUUGUUCAUAGAAUGUAUGAGAAGGAUGGGAUAUCCAGGGCUCAGGUCAUUGACAUCGUAAACACGUUUCCUAACCAAGCUUUGGAUUUUUAUGGAGCUCUAAGGUCACGGACAUAUGAUACAUCCAUAUCUAAGUGGGUUGAUGAUAUUGGAGGAAUGGAAAAGCUAGGAGAAAAGCUUCUUAAGAGAAGGAAGAAUGAAGAGCUUCCUACAUUCACACCACCAGAGCAAACAAUGGACACCCUUCUUGAAGCAGGCUAUUCUUUGGUCAAAGAACAGCAAUUUGUCAUGGAGACUAAGCUUUCAAAAGAAUACAUGAAGAACAUGGACGACUAGCUAGAAAAGUGAGAUAGUGACUUAAAUUUUUUUGUGAUAUCUGUUCACAUCACAUUUUUCAUUGAUUGACAAGCGAAUUCAUGUAUUUUUAUUGUCCACGGUAUUCGUUACUUAAUUCUCUUUUUUUAUGAGCACAUCUGAACCAAGCAUUUAUGGUUCACAUCGUUAGUCACUGCAUAAAUAUAUGUUACAUUUAUGACUGCGACCUACUUAAUUUGUCA
Molecule: messenger RNA, 1536 nt
Organism: Cucurbita maxima (winter squash)
Lineage: Eukaryota; Viridiplantae; Streptophyta; Magnoliopsida; Cucurbitales; Cucurbitaceae
Product: ribulose bisphosphate carboxylase/oxygenase activase, chloroplastic
Exons: 12
Coding region: 44-1315 (423 amino acids)
Molecular function (GO): ATP binding; ATP hydrolysis activity
Source: RefSeq, a predicted model, not a curated record